UCAGAGAGAGAGGGAAAGAGAGAGACAGAGAGAGAGAGAGAGGAAAAGAGAGCACAGACACAGGGAGAGAGGGAAAGAGAGCACAGACAUAGAGAGAGACGGAUAGACAGAGAAACGGAGGAACAGACAGAGAGAGAGGGGGAAAGAGAGACCCGGACAGAGAGAGAAACAGACAGACAGGGAAACAGAGAGGAAAAGAGAGCACCGACACAGAGAGAGAGGGAAAGAGAGAUACGGAUAGACAGAGAGAAACAGAGGAACAGGCAGAGAGAGAGGGAAAGAGAGCGACAGACAUAGAGAGAGGGAAAGAGAGCGACAGACAUAGAGAGAGAGAGAGAGAGAGAGAGAGAGAGAGAGAGAGAGAGAGAGAGAGAGAGAGAGAGAGAGAGAGAGAGACAGACAGAGAGCCUACUGUCCAUCACCUUAAAUUAUUUGGGUUAACAUUUUAAUAUAACUUCAGCCCUUGAGAGGUUUCUGGUGUGACCACUGUAUUUUAAAAGUAUUCCUUUGUUCUCAACUAAAAACUUUACAGAAUGAAGCCGUGCACCUUUCCGCACCUGCAAAUAGGUUUUAAUUAAAAAAAAAAAAACUUUUAGAACAAAUUAAUGGAUCCAGUCAACAGAAACGCUGGAGUGCCUUUAUCUUGAAAACGUCUUGAGGAAGUGUGGCCAACAUUCACAUUUGUGUCAUAUUCAACCGCAAGUAAACAUUUCUUCAGAAACAUUCGACAGAUAACACAGAAAUGUCUUCAGAAACGUUCGACAGCAGAUGUGUCAUCUCUCAUCUGUUAACAUGGGCGCGGAAAUGAAAACCGAGCUGUUCCGCCGCCGUCCCGCGUCCAAUGUGUGGCCCGGGCGUCAGUCGAGCGUGAAGCAGUGUUGACAGGAGCGUAGUUGUCGGCGGAGCGGCGGCAGCAGACAGCAUCACCGGAGCCGAAUGGAGUAAUCACAGACUUAUUAUCCCACACAGCGUCUUAUUUACGAGCAUUGUUUACACCGUACAUACAGCGACGCCAUGGCAGACGACCAGUCCUCCCAAUCCUGGUCAAUCGACAAGGAUGACUACGAACUCAACGAGGUGAUAGGGAGUGGAGCCACUGCAGUUGUCCAGGCAGCCUACUGCAAACCCAGGAAGGAGAAGGUGGCCAUCAAACGCAUCAACCUGGAGAAGUGUCAGACUAGCAUGGAUGAGCUCCUGAAAGAGAUCCAGGCUAUGAGCCAGUGCCACCAUCCAAACAUUGUGUCUUACUAUACAUCCUUUGUGGUGAAGGAUGAACUGUGGCUCGUGAUGAAGCUUCUCAGUGGUGGCUCUGUGUUGGACAUCAUCAAACAUAUCAUCUCUCGUGGCGAGCACAAGAGCGGGGUGUUGGACGAGGCCAGUAUCGCUUCCAUCCUGAAAGAAGUGCUGGAGGGGCUGGAGUAUCUUCACAAAAACGGGCAGAUUCAUCGGGAUGUAAAGGCUGGAAAUAUUUUGCUUGGGGAUGAUGGCUCAGUGCAAAUUGCUGACUUUGGUGUGAGUGCCUUUCUAGCAACAGGAGGAGACAUGACUCGGAACAAGGUUCGGAAGACGUUUGUGGGGACGCCGUGUUGGAUGGCCCCGGAGGUCAUGGAGCAGGUAGGAGGCUUGUUUUGUAGAUUACAUCUUUCUCUGCCCCAUAACUUAAAUAUAACUGAAAGACUUAAGAGCUUUGCUUACUUGGUUCCACAGGUCCAUGGCUAUGACUUCAAAGCAGACAUCUGGAGUUUUGGGAUAACAGCCAUUGAACUCGCCACAGGGGCUGCACCAUAUCACAAAUACCCACCAAUGAAGGUGCUGAUGUUAACUUUGCAGAAUGACCCUCCCUGUCUGGAGACGGGCAUCACAGAUAAGGAAAUGGUGAAGAAGUACGGAAAGUCCCUCAGGAAGAUGAUCUCCCUGUGUUUACAGAAAGAUCCUGAAAAAAGGCCAACUUCUGCUGAGUUGCUGAAACACAAAUUCUUCACUAAAGCCAAGAACAACGAGUACUUGCAGGAGAGGCUUCUACACAAAGGGCCAACAAUAACCCAGCGAUCAAAAAAGGUGCGUCGUGUGCCUGGCUCGAGUGGCCGCCUCCACAAGACGGAGGAUGGUGGUUGGGAGUGGAGUGACGAGGAGCUGGAUGAGGAGAGCGAGGAGGGCAUAGCUGCUAUUACAGCUCUGCGGUCGCCCAGAGUGAAGGACGGGUCCCAGAAUAUGGAGCUUUUUCCACCAGCAGCUGGCUCCACAGGACAUCUGCAGCCACCCGCUGCAGCACAUGAGGGCCCUGUGAGUGCAGGCAAGACAGGCGAGGAUGCCUCACCACAGGCUCCCAUGCAAACAGCGAGCCUGUCACUUGCUCAGGAUCCUUCUGCAGCCGAUCCUAGUGUUCCCAUCAGCCUCGUCCUGAGACUGAGAAAUCUCAAGAAGGAACUCAAUGACAUCCGAUUUGAGUUCAUGUCCGGCAGAGACUCUGCUGAUGGAGUUUCUCAGGAGUUGGUUUCAGCCGGGCUGGUGGAUGGGAGGGACUUAGUCAUUGUUGCUGCCAAUUUGCAAAAGAUUGUUGAUGAUCCUCAUAGUAACAAAAAUCGGACCUUUAAACUGGCAUCAGGUGUGGAGGAGUCUGAAAUUCCUGAUGAUGUUAAACUCAUCGGAUUUGCUCAGCUCAGCAUCAGUUAAGUCAAGCGGAGCCAGCAAAAAGGGACUGAAACAAAUGGUAUUGCACAGCUGAAUUGUAGUCAGUUCCAAGAGACCACUACUGCCAAAGAGAGGAGGAGGAGGAGGAAGAGGAUGAUGAAACGUGAAGCUGGCAGGACUGUGACACUACUGCAGGAUGCAUGAGGACCACAUUGAGACGAGGCUCAGUUCAUCAAAGGAUCACACUUGAAACGUUUACAGUGCGCUUAUACAGUAAAUGGGAGAACGGAUGCAAUCAGCUAUAUGAACUCCUAAUUUCUUUCCCUUUGUUUUUUUCCUCUUCAUACAUAAGCACAAUCCAAACAUCUCCUGCCAGUACUGGAAGUGAUUGCCUUUAAUUUUGUUUUUCCUUAAUCAUUAGUGCCACAAAACUCAUGAGUGUUGCGCGACCUUACAUGGCACUUUAUGCUACAUUGAAAUUGAAAAUAAUAAAUUCAGCCUUAGGUGCUCAAACAAUAGAUUUUACCAGUGUGAUUGGUGAAAAAUUAAGUCUAUUUGUGAUUAUUUGGUGUAUUCUAUUAACACAGAUUUAUGAAAUCUAAAAGGAAACACUUGUAAAAUCCGAUAUAAACACACUGCAGCAUAGUUGCAGGAUUAAAUCUGUAAAUUCAGAUGGGUUUUUAUAUAAAAAUGACCAGAUUACUGUAUAAAGCAGUACAAUGGGCUCUCGCUUCCACAGAAUCAGUGUGCGGUGAUUUUGUUAAAGCAUAGAAGUGCUAAUGCUUUGACUAAACUGCUGUAAUCAUUCAGAUAUAGGUAAAUCAGAUGUUAUUGCUGUGUCAUAACUAGUUUCAAUAUGUUGUCCGAGGCCGUUCUCCUGAGGUAAUAAUGACAGGCUUGUUUUUAAAGAUUGAGACCUUCCUCAUAUUCUUGUACUAUGCAAUCGUUAUUUUAUUUUCACCGAAUGUGACCAUUAGUCGCUAAAAAUAUUUCUCUUGGGAUGAAUAAAACCACUUUUUGUGCUUGUACCUCAAAAGAAGUUCAUAAAUGCAAUCAGCAAAACGGGCGUCUCUAAGAAUCAGCAAUCGGCUUGACCUACAUUUCAAAAGCAUGUCGAUUAAGUGAAAACUUAACAGACCAACAGUAACAGCUGUUUGCUUUCUUCUGUCCCCCUUUAAGGGUCUUACUCACCCUUUUAGUGAUAAAACAGCUGAGAAGAAUUGUGAGUGCUGGUGAUGAGUUACAUCUCGAAGCAGCUUGCGUUACAGGUCGACUGCUGAUGAACUUCUGGCGAGGUGUGCAUGCUCAAAAACUGAAAAUGUUCUAUCAAUGUGAAAUAAAGUUUAAAGGGGCAGUUCAACCUUAUUGCAAAACCAGUGACUUUUAGCCAUGGAUAUUUGGUUUAUUUGUUGUCAAGGAUUUAAACUAUUGGAGAUUUUGGGCUCCAGCCCAAUACAAUAGCAGAGUAGUAAAUUAAAUGUGUAGCUAUGUUGGCUUUAGACCAGUGUCAGCCGCUCUGUUGACCAUUGUCAUCCACAUUGAAAAACUCCUGUAACUAUUGGAUGAAUUGUAAUGACUAUUAUGAAAUAGGUUAACUUGACUUAAAGUUCUAGUGUGUACGAUUUAGUGACACCUAGUGGUGAAGUUGCACGUUGCAGCUGAAUACCCCUCACCUCACCCUCCCUUUCUAAACAUGAGAGAACCCAGGGAGGCCUUAAGUGGCCUUAACAACCUUGAAGGUGUUUAGUUUGUCCAGUUUGAAGUAUGUAAAUAUAAAGGGCCCAUUCUAAGGUAAAGAAAACAACAAUUUGUACAAUUUAGAUGAAACACUAGUAAUAUCAUCCCUAGGAAUAUUGAAUAUAAAACGUUUGCCAACAGAUCUCUUUCACCUUAAUCUUACACACUGAACCUUUAAGUAAUCCUGACUUUUCAUCAGGUCGACCAUAAGAUCAAAAUAAAGUCCUCUAAAUACGGUGUUUUUUGAAAAAAGUUAAAUUAAUGGCUUUUAUUUUGACCUAAGCUCUUCUUUGUAUUUAUUGCUAUAGUAAACAUAGCCGCUUAAUAUCAACAUGCUACAAUUGUCAUUGUGUGCAUGUUGGCAAGCUGCUCAUAUCACUGCUGAGCUGAAGCAUGGCCACGGGCACGGCUGUAGAAUUUGGAGUCUUGUUGGUUCAUAUACAUUUCUACUUCUACUUCUGGAGACAGGGACUUGGUUCAUCUGGAUAAAUUAUUGAACCAUUGUGGGUUUCUUUUAACUCUUCUAAAAUAAUAAUUGUCAUUUAUUAAAAAAGGAGACAAUGUUUGGAAUGCUAGCAGCCUAGCUCUAUGGAUGUUGAGGCACUGACUUAACCCAUCACGGUCAGGUCAAGUCUAUUAGGUCGACAUUUUGGGGUAAAGAUUUAAUCCCAUGAAAUUAAGAACAAUUAUUUUGGUCCCCACUCAACAAUUCCAAAACUUGGAUCUUCUGACUUAAACCAAAUACCUGCAAAACUCAGCCAUGGGCGAACAUCGUGUUAUGUGCUAAUGAGUAAUAGCUGGUAUGCCGAAAGCCACUGUGAGAGACUCAGCAUAUGACUUAAUAGAUGCUAAUAGAAGCUUAUUUCAAUGUAGGUUUUCAGGGCGGUGAAAUUCAAAUGUGUCAACUUUUUCAUAUAUUGGGUUAGGUAACCCACAAAACUUUUCCAGAAACCAUUAAUUACUUUAGUGUUUUUGAGUCACUAGGCAAGUUGUGUUCACAGUGUGUAGUCUCUCCUAACAACAAAUCACUUUUGUCACUCCCAGUGUAGCUGUACGGUUGUUUUGUACCAUGUACCAAGGGCUGUGAUGCAGCUCCUGGUUUAGGUACUGAUGUAAAUGGUGUAUGUUAAGAAGUUGUAAAUGUGAUGAACUCCAUGCAAUGUAACACCAACAGGUUUGUAUGUAAUGAUGUGACCGUUUAAAUAUUCAUGUCAAGCAAAAGGAACAUUUCACUUGUAAAUAUGGAUUAUGACAAAUACCCUGAGACUCAUGUUCAGUACAUAGUUACAUUUGUUUUUUAGUGUUUUCCACUGUUUGCCUUUGUUCGAGCAUCACCAGUCAUGCACAAAAUAUUUGUUCAACUGGCACCUUAAAGAUAUGUUGACGUGCAUUUUUUUGGAAGAGCAUGGAGGCUUGUACCCACACCGCCUGUGCUUUGGCAUCCUGAUAAGCAGUUUGACUCACUGAAACCUGUUCAAGGCAAAUGGAUAAAAAAAGACAGCUGGCAAAAGUUACACUUCUCUCUCUCUCUCAGUGUGUGUGUGUGAUUUUGAUGAUAAAUUGAUUGAUCAUCAAAUUCUUUAUUAUUAUUAUUCUUUAAUCAUUAAAAUUCUCCAGAGUUCAAAAUUUC
Messenger RNA from Pleuronectes platessa (European plaice), 5998 nucleotides. It is a transcript of the gene oxsr1a, whose product is annotated as oxidative stress responsive kinase 1a. Gene Ontology annotation, molecular function: protein serine/threonine kinase activity; ATP binding. The record is from RefSeq and is a predicted model, not a curated record. Gene Ontology annotation, biological process: protein phosphorylation. Lineage: Eukaryota; Metazoa; Chordata; Actinopteri; Pleuronectiformes; Pleuronectidae. The transcript has 16 exons. The coding region runs from base 1015 to 2673 and encodes 552 amino acids.